Messenger RNA from Orcinus orca (killer whale), 8967 nucleotides. RefSeq names its product KRAB-A domain containing 1 (gene KRABD3). The record is from RefSeq and is a predicted model, not a curated record. Bases 2423 to 5971 code for a protein of 1182 amino acids. NCBI's taxonomy places the organism in Eukaryota, Metazoa, Chordata, Mammalia, Artiodactyla, Delphinidae. Gene Ontology annotation, biological process: regulation of DNA-templated transcription. The transcript is spliced from 18 exons.
CCCAUUGCACGUUAGGGGGGCCCAGCACAGGCAGGGAGUACGUUAUGCUUCAGUUUCCUUGUUCUGCCUUAAAAACAAAUUUUAUUCCAUCACGGUCCGCAGAGCAGACAGGGACUCCCGAACCAAAGCGUCUCCCUGCUCCACCAGCUCCAGGGUUCCCGAGCCUGGCUGGGAUUCAGACUCUGGGAGGGAGAGACGGAAGAAGAGGAGAGAGGAACAGAGGACAGAGCGAGGCAGGUGGGCUGUGGAUGCCAGGAGGGAGGCGUGAGUGGAAGCAGCGGGGGACGAGGCUGCAAAGCUAGGGUCGUGAGGCCUCCCCGCCAGAUGUGCCAGGUGGGACACCCUCUGGGCCCACACAGUGCUCGUGUCCUGUUGGGACAUGUAAUGGGACCCUGUGUCGGGGUCCCUGAGACCACCUCAGGGUCAGUGAUUUGCUAGGAGGACUCCCGGGGCCCGUCGUAUAGUUGUAUUCACGGCUGUGGUUCAUUACAGCCAGAGGACACAGUCACGGUCAGCCGAGGGGAAAGGCACGGGGCAGAGUCCCGACAGAGCAGGAGACGCGUCCUCUCCUGGCGGCGUCACACAGGUCGUACUUAACUCUUCCAGCCGUGAGUUGUGACAUCCGGUGUGAAAUGUCCUCUCCCGGGGAAGCUCCCUAGAGACUCAGGGUUUUCACUGGAUGCAGACCAUGUAGACACCCUCCUCCUGGCAUGUACUGAAAUCCCAGAGCCCCAGAAGGAAGGCAGUGUUCAGCAUCAACUGCACUGUUUGUACAAACAGUCUGGGCCCAGCAAAUCAUCCUCAUCAGUCAGGAAACCGUGGGAACCUCCCCAAAUCCAAGUUCCCCAACACCAGCCUCAGGCCAGCCUCGCAGGCAAGCCUUUCUCGGGGCAGCAGCGUCAGGCCCGCUCUUCCAUACGGACCUGAGCUUUGGCUACGAGCUCUCCGUCCAGAAGGCCAGGAAGAGAUGAGGAUGGCUCUUUGAGAGAUGUUUCGGAGGGCGUCUGAGCGUGUUCCCGAGAGGAGGUGCCCAUACCCAGCCAGGGGGCAGAGGUUAGUUCAGGAGAGCCCGCUGGCCUGCUGAGCGGCUGUCCGGUGGUCAGAAUGCACAGGGGGCCGAGGAGGAGGAGACGGCGGUGUCUGACCACUUGUGGGCCUUCGGACUCUGGACCGAAGGCAGGUAGCCCGUGGAGAGGCUGCCUCCAGCCGGGUGUGUCCUCGUGGUGCCAGUGGUCAGCGGGAGACAGAGCGGGGAGCAGAUGCCAUUGGUGACAAGGCCGUGGUUGGUAGCGGCGAUGGUUUUUACAUUUAUUUAUUUAUUUAUUUAUGGCCGUGUUGUGUCUUCGUUGCUGCACACAGGCUUUCUCUAGUUGCGACGAGCGGGGGCUACUCUUCGCUGCAGUGCGCGGGCUUCUCAUUGCGGUGGCUUCUCUUGUUGUGGAGCACGGGCUCUAGGCGCGCGGGCUUCAGUAGUUGUGGUGCGUGGGCUUCAGUAGUUGUGGCUCGCGGGCUCUAGAGUGCAAGCUCAGUAGUUGUGGCGCACGGGCUUAGUUGCUCCACUUGGACCAGGGCUCGAACUCGUGUCCCCUGCGUUGGCAGGUGGAUUCUUAACCACUGCGCCACCAGGGAAGUCCUACAGCAACGGUUUUUAAAAUCACUCACUUGAGUUGAUGAAACAAGGCAGUAGAUUAUCUUUGCUUUAUUAGGAGUGUCUUCAUUUUAUUCAAUAAUUUUUUUCUUACAGAUAAAUAGUUUAGCAUUUGUUCCUAAGCCAGGAGGACCCUUCCCGUAAUUUAUAUGCUGCUUAAUAUAAAUAUAAACUUUGUGUUUAAUUUGCAUGAAGUUAAUUUUUGCUGUAAUUGAAAAUACAUGCCUUCGAGAUGCGGGUCAUCUUCUAGGGUCUGACGGCCAUUUUAAAGCCCACUUAAUGACUCUUUUUAAAGAAAUUAGGACACAAUGUUUCUUUAAUCUUCCGAAGCCUGCUCCAAAGGCUCUGGAGGAGGCUCCUGCCUCAGCUCUUCCAGCUUCUGGUGGCCCCGGGCAUUCCCUGGCUUGUGGCUGCAUCACUCCAGCGUCCGUCUCCAUUGUCACAUGGACUUUUCCUGCCUGUGGGUCUGUCUCUGUUCCUCUUCUUUUAAGGACACCAGUCAUAUUGGAUUAAGGACCUGCCUUAUUCCAUUAUGACCUCAUCUUAACUAAUUACAUCUGCAGGAACCCUAUUUUCAAAUAAGGCCACGUUCUCAGGUACUGGGGUGAAGUCUUUGGCGUAACUUUUGGGGGACACAGUUGACCCCCGUCACUGUCUCUUGAGCAGACUUCCGUUGCCCCUUUGCCCGUUCCCGUGUGUCAGGUGCCCACCCCACGCUCUCUGUCACUACUGCCCCCCCUCUGGUGUCCACCUGGAGACACAGGCAAGCUGAGGAUGACUAGGCGGGCCUUGCCGGGAGGGAACCAGCCAACUCCCCUGAGAUUGUGCCCACAGGUGUCCAUGGCCUUCCAGGACCUGGCCGUGCGGUUCUCCGAGGACGAGUGGCGGCUGCUGGGGGAGGGGCAGAGGGCACUCUACCUGGACGUGAUGCGGGAGAACUACGAGACGCUGGCCUCCCUGGGGACAGUGGAGCUGCUGCCCCUCUCUGCCUUCCUGUGUCCCUCGGAGCCUGGAGGAGCCGUGAGGGGCGGGGGCUGUGCUGCUGAUGGGCAGGACCCUCCGCGGGGAGGAGGGCCCCUGGGAGGAGCCCCCCAGCACAGCCUGCACCUCAGCGCCCUGGUGCAGCUGGUGAAGGAGAUCCCAGAGUUCCUGUUCGGGGAAGUCAGCCCUGAGAGCAGGGGAGCCAGCCUGGACGGGGAGGGGGCGAGCCCCGAGGCAGCUGUGAUGGGGGAUACUUACCCUCUCCGAGGCUUGCUUGGCUGCCUUCCGGACACACCUGUCGGCCGGCCUGGCCUGGCCGCCAUGCCCAGCGGCAGCUCAUCCCGCAGCCUGCCCAGAGCCAGGGGGCAGGGGAGCCCCCUCCUCAUCAAAACUGCUGACAUGCCAAGGCCUGUGGAGGAGGAAAGCCCAGGGGCCCCCAGCCAGGAGCCUAGCCCUCCGACCUGUAGCCCCGGCAGGCGGAAGAGCCACAGGAAUCAGGAGAGAGGGGCCACGGGGGCAGGAGCUGCAGGAACCUCUCCUGGGAACAGCCCCCUGCAAGGCCUCAUCAACUGCCUGAAGGAAAUCCUCGAGCCCGGGCCCCAGCACCCCGAGCGGCCCCUGCGCUUACUGCCACCAGCCCGCAGCCUGGGUGCGUCCCAGCUGACCGGAGCAGAGCUGCGGCCCGGGAGCCCGCCCUGGGCAGUGAAGACAGAGACAGCCUCAGGGCCUUGUCCCCUCCAGAGUCUGCUGAACUGUCUGAAGGAGAUCCCAGAGGCCCGGGACAAGCAACCCAGCCCCUCAGGAGCAAGGGACCCAUGGCUGCAGGAGGACCCAGGGGCCUGGAAAAGGAAUUCUGGAGGGCCCCGCCCCUUCCAGACCCCUCCACCCGGGCCUGGUCCUGGAGCUGGCAGCGUGCUCUCUGCAGUGAAGGUGGAGGACGGCUGGGCCCAGGGGCCCCCAGAGCCCACAGCCUGUGAGCUCAGCAAGCGGACCCACGGCCCUUCCGCCGCGGGCAGCCCUGGGGACAGUGGAGGCACCGCCCGUGUCCAAGUGCCCAGCUGGGGCUCUGCCGCUCGAGCCGGCAGCGCCUCGAGCUCACCCCUGGAAGCCCUGGAGGCCUGUCUGAGGGGCAUCCCCCUGAGUGGGUCGUUACCUUCCCAGCCGCCGGCCAGCUCUUGGUCCCAGAGCCCCCAGCCAGGAGACCCUGGGUCUCAGAGGCCCGAGCUGCAGCGCCUCGGAUCACACAGCAGAGGCUCCCAAGGCACCUCCGCCAGCUUCUCUUCGUCCAGCAGCAUUGACGGGGACCUGGAUUUCCAGAGCCCUGAGGGCAGCCAGGGGCAUCGGCUUGGAAAAGGAAGCCGCGAGGGAAGCUCCCCGCUCCAGGGCCUGGAGAACUGCCUCAGAGAGAUGCCUGCACCUGGGCCGCAGCCCACCUGGCCCUGCUCCUCGGCAGGGCACAGGGGGCCAUGGAGGGUGGAGCCCAAGAACUGGACGGCGGGCAUGGAAGGACUGAGGGGCGAGGCCUGUGAGCCAGCCCACCCGGGACAGCGAGGGGGUGACGUGCCCACCAGGAGCCUCCGCCUGGCCAGCCCACAGGCACUUGCCCCUGGCACCAUCCCUGCCUGCCACCAGCAAGGUCCCAAGGACCCCGGGGCCGCCAGGCCAGGACCGUGGAGGUGGCUCCCAGAUGGGCCAGCCACCAAGCCCUCCCCACUCCACUGCCUGGAGAACUCUCUGAAGGGGAUUUUGCCCGGGGGGCCCCUGCGCUUCGCCUGCCUGGCUGACCCUGUCCCGGGCCCCAGCCACAGCCCCAGCCCCAGCUCCAGCUCCAGCAGCUCAGAAGGAGAAGACCCAAGGCUGGAGCCUGAGCUCUGGCAGCCCCUCCUGCAGGAGAGGGACCGCCUUCCCAGCUGCAAGGGCCUUGGCCCUCCUUCCCCAUGCCCUGGCGGCCCUCGCGCUGGCAGCAGCCCUGGUGAAGGCCGGAGAAGAGGCGAGACCGGGGACCACCGUGGUCUCAGUGCAGCAGGAAAAGCAGAAGAGAAGGUGGGAGGCCGGUCCCAUCCGCCCUGGAGAGAAGUGUGCUUGGAGAGCCUGGGCCCGCCUGGCCCCCUGGGCAGCGCCGGAGGAGGUCGUGUCCAAGUAUCCCCGGUCAGAGUGGCUCUGGGAAGACGAUGUGUAUCCACACCCCAAGGGCUCUGUGCUCUUCCCGCGGGGGCAGCUGUGGACCCUGCCUCUCAGCUGGAGAAAAGGUCGGGGUCUGGGCCCUGCCAGCCUCCUGGGUCAGCCUGUGGGCCCCUGUCCUGGAAUCCAACGGCUGGUGAAGAGUCCAGGGGCCUGGGGCCCGGAGACGGAAGCCCAGGUGUUACAGGGUUUUCCUCCAGGACUAGUGGGCUGUUUCAUAAGAGUGUGCAGACCCUUUUUAGAGGCAAAACAGACAUUGAGACUUUCCCCAGGAUAGCCGGGACCCACCCGAGGCCCCUUCCCGGAGAUCCGCCUGGGCCUCCCCCCGGAGCCGCCAUCCCUGGGGCUUUGCCGCGCGCCUCCCCGCGGCCACCGUGCCCCUGCGGGAGUUCCUUGCAGCACGAGCUCCGUGGCCUCGGUGCCGCCCUCUCGGAGAAGCUGGAUCGGCUGGCCGGGACCCUGGCCGGCCUGGCUCAGGAAGUGGCCGCCGUGAGAACCCAGGUGGAUCGGCUGGGGCGGCGCCCGUGGGGCCCGGGGACGAAGGGCCUCCUCUGGGGCCCUCGCUGGACCGGUGGCCCUGCUCACAGACACCCGCCCUACUGGAGGCACAAGGGCCCCCGCAGGCCAAGACCGAAGAUCUUGCGGGGCCAGGCGGAAGGCUGCAGGGCCGGCGACUCCUCAGGCCUGGCCAGCGGGAGGCCCCGCCUGGUGCCUCAGCUGCCCCCGGACGUGCCCCUGGCAGAGGCUUCUGGGCCCAGCUCCGGCCCUCUCUCCUCGGCAUGCGGCAGCCCCGCUGUGCUGACCACUUGUCACCCCCUCGGACUCCCGGAGAGCCACUGGAGCCCCCCACCCCCUUUGCUGCCUGCUGCCCCACCCCUCCAGGUGGCCGCCAGUGCAGGAGCAGAGCCUCGGGCUGCAGCAGCGGCACCGCCCAGGACCCUAAAGUGGCCCAAGGAUCCAAGCAGCCUGUUGGCGGGGCUCCAGAGAGCCCUUGAGGGGGAGCUGUGGGGUGGGGAGCACAGGGACCCCGGGUGGGGGCCCCCUAGCCGCCGUCUUAAUGGGCUGCAUCCUUCCGAGGAUGCCCCACCCCUGGCCUCUUCUGGAGGCCGGCCUCCGCCCUCGGCCCCCUGCAGCAGAACCUUCCCCGUGUCUGGACUAUGAGGGGGCCAGGGGUCUGCCCUUGGCCUGACCGCCCCAGACUUCAGGAUGCCUGUUGCUCAGGGAGGCGCGUUCCCCAGCCACGCCUCUGGCUUUCUUGACUCAGGUUCGUUUAGAUGUCGCUUCCCCUCCUGCCCUUCGCGCUGGAACUGCCAGCGCCGGCAGGGGGUGGUAUGCGUACACGCGUGCGCACACCACGUUGCCGGGGCGCUGCGAGCCACUGCAGGGGUGCCACGCAGGAGAGCACCUCUUCCCGCCUGCUGUCCUGACCUCAGCGCUGAGAAGCCAUGGCUGUCCUCUUCCUGGCGGAUGGGGGCUUAGCUUUCAUUUGGGGCAGAACUCCACCCCCUGGUCUAAGCUGGAUAUACCUGUGGUGGAUUCUAAAAUUACCGACCCUGGCUGCUAAGGAAAAGGCCCAUGGCUCCUACAGAAAGGAGUCCAGAGGGGCCACACCAGGGCAUGGCUGUUUGGUUGUUACCAGCACUGGGGACAAGCCUGCCCUCCCAGAGCCUCCAGAGAAUCAGCAACCCCCCUGCCCCGCCCCCCAAGCCCCCUCCGUGGCUGGGGGAGGAAUUCGCACACGACUCCCUGGGAAAGAGCAACACAUGUGUUGUCUUCCUGGGGCUGCAGUAACAGUACCACAGGCCGGGCGCCCUAAACAACACACACUUACAUCCCCGCGGUUCUGGAGGCCAGAUGUCCAAGGUCGAGGAGUUGGCUCCUUCUGAGGCUGUUCGAGGCCCCUCUCCGUGGCCGGUCGCUGACCGUCCUCAUGUUCGCGGUGUGCUCUCCCUGAGCGCAUGCCUCAAAUGUCCCUUUCGUCUGAGGACACCAUCCUCAUGCCCUCACUAACAUGAUUACUUCUGUAAAGACCUUGCCUCCAGCUAAGAUCACGUUCGGUGGUACUGGGGUUAGGACUCCAAUAUACGAUCCGCGGGAGUCGUGCACACUCCAACCCCUAACACACGUGAGGGGCUGAGCUAAACUUGGGUUCCUCGUGGGGGAAGAAAGCAUGAGCGGGGUCACUAGGUCUGCUUUCCCGGCGGCCACCAGCCUGCCCUGGGCCCCGCCCCUCAGGUGGCACUCGGUGUAGCACGGGGAACGGCCUGCCUGUCGUCUGCCGCAUUUCCCUCCCAAGGGUCAGAUCUUUUCUCCCGAUCUUUCCCUGCCUGAGUCCUUACUUGAUCUGAGGAAUCCUCGGGAUGGUCGUGCACACAUGUCAUCCGGGAAGGCCCUGUGGCGUGGUUAGCUGUGCUGUCAGGGAACCCGGGUGUGGCGCCGAGGCCCAGGCCGACUCGGGGCCAGAGCGGCUGUAGCCACGAUGGGUGCUGAAGCGGGGCCUUAUGGCUGCUGUACCCAGUGCGCCCCUAAAGUCAGGGCCUUUGGGGACACACGCCAGGCCUGGCCUGUGCUCAUUGCUGCCUCUGUGGAAGGAGCAGGCCACUCAUGCUGACGGCAGUAGCCGGCAGACAGACCAUGGGAAGGGGGUGUUAGAGCAUUUCCAGGACUAGAGUAAGUCCCAAGGUGACUGUCUCAGAAGCUAGUGUUCGUCAGAUCAUGUAAGUAGGAUGUUUAGCCAUACUUUUUUUUUUUUUUUUGCGGUACGCGGGCCUCUCACCGCUGUGGCCUCUCCCGUUGCGGAGCACAGGCUCCGGACGCGCAGGCUCAGCGGCCAUGGCUCACGGGCCCAGCCGCUCUGCGGCAUGUGGGAUCUUCCCGGGCCAGGGCACGAACCCGUGUCCCCUGCAUCGGCAGGCGCACUCCCAACCACUGCGCCACCAGGGAAGCCUCCGGUUAGCCAUAGUCGAUGGACCAUAAGGAACAGGAAAGUUCUAGGCUUUCCACUCAGGAAAAUGAGUCCAGCUCGUUCCCAGGCUGUGCAGGAGCGACGCUGGGCCCGUUUCAGAGCCAGUAGUAAGGGUCUGACGGCCUGGCUGGGAGAGGGGUCGGUGCUGCGGGCGAGGGGCCCCGGCCUCGCGGAGGAGGCCUCCGCCCAUCCGCCUGCCCAUCACCCUGGGCGGCCUCCCCUCCGCACGCCCUUCUCAGCGGGGGGACGGGGCGGGACGCGCCAUCCUCCUCUGUGUGACGUUUGAAGGUUCAGUUUUGUGGGGUUUACAAAUCAGCCUGCACGUCAACGCGCGAGGGAGCACGCGGGCCCAGAGGCCAGGAGGAGCGGUUGCUCCGGGCUGCGCGGGCCUCCUGCUGGCGCUGGCGGGGAGCGCGCACGGCGUUGGCUGCGGCCCAGGCCGGGGGCUCCGGGUCCACCUGGACCCUGUAGGAAAGUGCAAGUCCUUUCUCAAGAAUGUAGAAAACGAGUAAUAAAAUAAAGGGUGAGACACUCCUUGGUCUGCAGCCACAUUCGUCCCCCAGGUCCACUGCCUGCCACGUGGACAAAACCCUUUAUUAACUGAAAAACCUUCUAGAAUCUCUGAUUUGGUGAGCAAUCUGUGUGCAGUGUAGGAGUUUGAUCCUGUGUCCAUCUCCAACUACUUCGUGAGGAAAUGGGGUCACUCUGGUGGGAGAAACCGAGGGGCCUUUGGAACUCAGGAAUUCCCGGGGUCUGGAGAUGGGGGCAGAGAACCUUUGCUCCCACGGAGCUCCCUCUGGUCAGGGUCCCCGGCGGCCCACCUGCCCCGCCAGCCCGAGGCCGCUGUGAGGCAGGAAGGUGGGAAGGUCCCGCCUCAGCCUGUCGGCAUCGGAGCGGGCCCCACACAGUCCAGCAGAAGGGGGGGCCGCCGUGGAGGUGAAGGGGUGCGGGGGCCACAGUCCCUGCCUGAGACGCCCCACAACGUCACCGAUCUCUGCUGAAGGAGCUCGGCGCAUGGGCAGACCAGGGUUGCUCUAGACCUUGUGUCCUUGUGUUUUAGAUGUGGCCUCUGUAAACAGCCUACGGUUGGAUUUUGUCCUUUAAUCCAGCCUGACAAAUUUGGUCCUUUACUCAGAGCCCUUAAUCCAUUUAUGUGCAAAACGAUUGCUGAUACAUUGAGAUUUGAAUAUAG